UUCCUGUCUCUCCUCUCUUUUAUAAGGUAUUGGGAAGAACGUCAUCUGCGACCGGACAGCAACGCCUCUGGAUGCCUUCCGAAUGAUGUCAGCGGCCCAGUACUACCCCAAGUUGCUGAGCAUUAUGGGAAAUGUGUUACGUUUUCUGCCCGCUUUCGUUCGAAUGAAGGAGCUGUUAGAAGAGGGGUACAUCGGAGAGCUUCUGGUCUGUGAGGCCCAGGUCCACAGUGGCAGUCUCCUAGGAAAGAAAUACAACUGGAGCUGCGAUGACCUGAUGGGAGGCGGAGGUCUGCAUUCCGUGGGUAGUUACAUCAUUGACUUGCUAGGGUUUCUGACUGGUCAGCGCGCAGCAAAAGUCCACGGCUUCCUCAAGACCUUCGUCAAACAGACGGACCACAUCCGGGGCAUCCGUCAGAUUACCAGCGACGACUUCUGCACGUUCCAGAUGGCGCUAGAGGGUGGCGCCUGCUGCACCGUCACGCUGAACUUCAACGUUCCCGGAGAAUUCCGGCAGGAGGUUAUCGUCGUAGGUACGGUGGGAAGGCUUACAGUCACCGGGACAGACCUGUACGGACAGAAGAACAGCAGCGGAGGAAACGGUGGGGGUCCUGAACUCCUGCUCAAAGACAAUACACCUGUUGAGAAUUCUUCCUUACCGGAGAAGGCCUUCAUUGACAUUCCGUCCCCGUAUCUCAUUGGAACAAUCCGCAUGAUCCAGGCCGUGCGGGAGGCCUUUCAGGACCAGGACGACAGGCGGACGUGGGACGGGAGGCCUCUGACAAUGGCUGCUACAUUUGAGGAUUGUCUUUAUGCUCUUUGCGUGGUUGAUACCAUCAAGAAAUCCAACCAGAGUGGAGAGUGGCAGAACAUUGUGGUGAUGAAGGAGGAGCCAGAAAUCAGCCCGGCCUAUCUGAUCAGCGAGGCCAUGCGUCGGAGUAGGAUGUCCCUCUACUGUUAGUAUCCGGCUGAUUGGCUGACGAUGGCCUGUGUUUACCUUAACUGGAGGUGGCAGCUCAAAGGCUUAGUGUUGUUUUGGAACUUUAUUUAUUAAUCUUCUGGGUACAGUUGUUAAAAUCACCACUCUUUUUAAAACCGUCCAAUGUGUAUUGCUACUGCUACAAACAGAGAGGUAUGAUACAGAGAGCUAUGGUUUCCUGAAACCCUGCCUCAGCAUUAGAAGAAAAGCAAUGUGAUCAAUAAUUAAACUUUUAUUUAUAAGGAAGCCUUUCCUGUUUUCCUUUUGACAGAAGUCUUAAAUCGUUAAUGGGAGAUACACUCGUAAAUCAAACUGAUUCAUACAACAAUAAGAUAUACUUUUGAGGCAGAGCAGGCAGUGAAACUAAUGCUACUGUAUUCUGCUUGACCAUAAGGGUAUUGCUCCUUUCUUCCCUGCUUCUCUUCUUUAUGACUGGGUCUGGAAGACAACACCUUACACUGUGGGUCUAAAAUAGGGACAGCCAAGGAAGAAUGAUAGUCCCUUAGCUUAAAACUGUGCUGCUGUAUUGUCGCUGUAGUCUCUAGUACUUGCUAGUUUUACCAAGUGAAUGUUUUAAAAAAUAAUCAUGCUUGAUAGCCUCGGACUGCUCUGUAUGCUUCCUCUUUGCGUGUGGAACAAGAGAGAAAAUAAAUCAAUAGUUUGGCUGCUGGGUUUUUCUAAGGGGUCUACCUUCUGGUUAAUGUAUGCAAUUUUUCCAGGCUGUAGUCUGUGGUAGAAAUACUUAAACUUCCACCUGGAGCAAAGGGUUAAUGGUUGACCUUUAUGCAGUUAUAGUAGCCUGUGCAUACAAGUCUUGUUUGAGUGGCCAGUGCGGUUCUUAUUUUCUUAUUUAUUUAAUGCAAUUUCUGUCGUAAUUAGGCAUGGCCAGGAAAUACACUAAGCUUGUGUUGUGUGUGCAUAUGUCUACCGAGCCUUAAUAAAAAUCUAUCUUGCACUAGGUUGCGAGUAAAUGCUGAGCAAUAUGGGUGGUUUAUCCCAAUGUUGUAAUGCAAAGGCUCACAUUUGCAUUAAGCUACCACGCCUCAUAAAGCUUCUCUGACACGCACAGUGAGAUGCAGGUUUGUCAGUUUGCAUCAUGCAUCAGUAUGCAAGUUCAGUUUGGACCGACACAUUUCUUUAAACAGUAGUGUUGAGUGCAAAGGCUGGUGUUAUUCUCUGUUCCCAUGUCUGUAGCACUGAUUGAUGUAAACAGAUGAUUAUGUUCCUUGUGAAAGGUGUCACUCAUAGUAAUGAUCCACAGAUUAUUAUUUCCUUACUCUUCAGUUCCCAUGAACUCCACAUAGCACAUCAUUAUUUUCAUUAUUUGGUUUUUUUGGCCCACAAACGCUGUUCUGGUUCACUCUCAAUGCUCUUGUAAAACGUGUUUUCAGCCAUGGCCGACGGCUGUUUUCUUCACCAAUAGGCCCGAUACACCCAUGGUACUCUUCUUUUAAGAAAUUGACACCUAAAAUUAGCCAUAAUCAGGAAAAACUCAGCUAAAUGAGAAUGAUUUUGGGCUUUCUUAAAAAUGAAAUAAUAGCUCAGCAUUUUUUGCUCAAGUUAGCCAAACAUGAGGGAAUAGAGCAUUUGUUUGGGACUAGUUUUAGCUUUUGAACAAAGAAAAUGUGGUGAUGUAGUAAGAAACCAAUACAUGAUUGCAGCCAGUCUUCACAACUUUGGAGGAUUCAAUUAGUGGACUAUUUUAGCGAAGAGCCAAAGAAGAAGAAAAAGAGCAAGAGUGAGACCAAUUAUCAACAGUCAUUCAAUAUAAAGGGAUUCUAAAACCCACCAUCGGAAAGUAUUUGCAAAUCCAGCUUGACUUAAGGUUUGGAAUCACUCAAUACAGGUGAGAGAACAGCACAGACCUACAAGCCAAAAGAUUGAUUUUUUUUUUAUGCACUCUCUGUUCCCGUGUGGUUUUCCAACCUCUGCUGAAAUACUAUCUAUGUAACGACUACUGAAAAUGUACAUAUGCAACAAUAUGUGUUUGCCUAAAGAAAUAAACAAGUACUGUAUGUAUUUUAUUUGUGAAAACCAAGGAAAUGGAACAUGUUUCGACGAGUGUUAAGCUAUUUAUUAUUUGCUUGUGUAUGGGAGAUUAACAGCAGAACGAGGCCUUAUAUCACUCAGCUUCUUAUUAAUUAUUGACCAAAAUUAUUUUCUUUUAACUUUGUUGUAAAAUGUUUUGUUUUUUUGCUUUUAGCUGUGUCAUAAAUCAUACACUGUCACAGUAAUAUAGUCUCUAACAGUAAUGUUUGACCCCUGUUUUUGUUAACACUCACUAAAGUUACACACUUAAGGUCCAACACUGAUAAGCUAUCACUCUGUAAGAUAACUCGAGUUAGAUUAUUGCGUAGUAAGCAUUUUAUCAAAUCUGCAUAUAGACUUUCCCCCUUUGCCUGAUUACAGUUUUCAUAAUAUUAAUGAUUUGAACCUACACACUGGAAUUCCCUCUUUUUAUUUAAUCAUUACUUUUUGUCCACUGUUCAGGCACUAUGCACACACUGUAUAGGAAAAAAAGGAAUAAUAAUUGGUCCAGCGUCCAAUCUUUUUACAUUUAUUCAAAACAAGGUUGUUUUCUUUCCCUCUUCAGGCCUGUAAACAUAAUUGUUUCUGUGUGAUUUGAUGUAAUAGCCUCUUAUGAUAAUGUGAAUUUAAAUUAUUUUCACUGUUGAACUGAUAUAUGUAUAGGGAAUCUCAGGUGAGGGGCCCAAUUUCACAAAAAGUCAAGUCCGUUCCCUGAAUCCCCCUUUAUCCCUAUGUUUGGUUUAGUCCAGUGUGGAUCAUACCAUUUUCAGCGUUACACAAGACAACAGAAGGUUCAUUGUUGGUGUCUGGCAGCUUCACCACUACCAUGCUUUUUAUAAUGAGUUACUUUAUUUUCCCAAUGCAUAACAGUAGAACAAAAGCUCUGCUCUUUUCGUAAACUGUUGGAAAUAAUAGGAAUUUACAGACUUGUAAAAUAAAAUGUUAACUUGGUCUUGUCUUUGAAAACUAAAUAGAAAAAUAGCCAUGCCACAGGUCACUGUUCAGAAUACUUAAUUCUGCUAUCAUUUUAGAGAGAAAUGUUGUGUCAAAUUGCGCAGGGUUAAUGCAGAGAAGUGUGUUUGAUGCUCAGAAAUUGUUUUCCAGUGUUAAAGCUGUUUUUUACCAAGCUGUAGACAUUUUAAGGACUCUGAAUUCAGCUUUUAUUACAUUAAAUAUCUAAUAUAUUUCAUUUGCUCAUAUCUCUCCUUGUACGUUAUAUAAUUUAGGCCUGUGGCGACCAGUGUUUCAUUACCCAGACACAGGUUUUGGCAUCUGUUUAAGGAUUAUCUCACAAUAGACAGAGUUUGUUUAACUCAGCUUGGAUCCCAUGCUAAGAUUAAAUGAACUAUAUAUUUAGCGGCUCCGAGGGUGAAACGCUCAACAGGGACUCAUAACAUUAGCUUAGUUUUUUCAAGGAUAUUCUUUCACUUUGUGCUGGCUGGAGGUUUACCCAUGUCCAUACAGCUCCUCCUUCUCCAUGGAGAUGCAAUUACACUGCUCAGCAGACACAUGGACUGUGGUAAAUGUGUCGUUAGCAUCUGCUUCAAAUCAAGAACAUUAGAAGACCAGAGGACUUUUCAUUUCAGCAGAUUCUUGGCAAAACAUGGAAAGAUAAAAGCACCUGUAAAGGCUUUUGAGUGACACUAACCGCAGUUUCACGUAGAUUCACCCAUUGCAUGGAGGUGCAUGGGCAGCAGUAUGAAACAGAUGAGGCAAUAUCUGGGUCUGAAGCACUGAAUAUUUAAUGAGUGGAAUUUUAAUGAGGUGAUACAGCACAGUGUGGGGAUUUUAAAACAUUUAAAACAAAACGUUAAUUAUCCCUUCUGUUUUGUUCUAAAUUCUGAACCACUGAUGAUUUUAUUUACUCUUAAGUUAUCCUACGCUGCCCCAUCACUCAAAUUGUUAGUAAGGUGAUAUUAUGGCUAGUGCAAAAGAGAACUGUGGACAGUGAAGCUCAUGAUUCCCAUAUAGUGCAAUGGACUUUUCUUUCAUUUAGCUUGCUGCUUGUGGCCUAUUAAGGAUAAACCGGCUUCAGAAAAGGGUAGAGGAGGAGGUGGUGGGAUGGGCUGAAAAUUGUUCAUUUUGGAGCCGAACAACCUCAAAGAGGCGCUUCCUCUGCCCUUGGAGACCGUUACUUAGCAACAGGAAGCAACGUUGCCAAAACUAGGUCCUGUCUAGGUUUGUUUUUUCACUUACACAGUAACACAGUACCCUCACUCCUCCAUUUCUACACCCCUCUUUUUCACACAUUCUUCCUCUAUCUCCCUAUUUCUCUGCACUCUGGUCAAAGGUUAACAAUUAGUGUUGAGAGUGUUUUCUCUCCCUACUUUUCCCUUUCUUUCUACUGUGAGUCAGGUUGAAGCCUGGAGGACAAGCUCACUGGUGCUUCUUCACACAUUCCCCCCAAAAACAUUGAGUCUUCGCUUUAGCAGCCAGAAAAGGAGUAACCAAGGUGAUCCGUUAAUAUAAACCGAUAACAAGACAGGUACAGGUUGUGAAGGCCUUUCCUCAGCUGCUUUAUGAAUGCUCCGUGUCUUGCUGUACCCCUGAAAAUGUUCAAAGAAAAACAAAUAUCCACAUUGAUACUGUACUGUGUGUCCAAUAUUUAUUGUCAUUUGUGUAUAUUGUGGACGCAUGGACCUCUGGACAUACUGUAGUUUGAACUCUCAAGCGCAUAUUUAUGGGUCUUAAUCUAGAGAAUGUACUUAAUGUUGGAAUUAUUUAUAUUUUCUAUCCAUUUUUAGGAGUUCUGUCUGUAAAGUGUCAUGGUGCACUUUUGGUAAAUUAGCACCCCCUCCCUUCUUUUUUUGAUUGACUGUGACUCCUGCCUCAGUGUUUUACUGCCUCAUCUCCCUGCACCAGUGUUCAGCAUUGUGUGUGUGUGUGUGUGUGUGUGUGUGUGUGUGUGUGUGUGUGUGUGUGUGUGUGUGUGUGUGUGUGUGUGUGUGUGUGUGCAAUAUGGUUUACAGCUUCAGCACUUGUCUAAUGCUGCAGUUUCUAUAGAAUA
Molecule: messenger RNA, 6011 nt
Organism: Notothenia coriiceps (black rockcod)
Lineage: Eukaryota; Metazoa; Chordata; Actinopteri; Perciformes; Nototheniidae
Gene: gfod1
Product: glucose-fructose oxidoreductase domain containing 1
Exons: 2
Coding region: 83-958 (291 amino acids)
Source: RefSeq, a predicted model, not a curated record